Molecule: messenger RNA, 570 nt
Organism: Dermacentor albipictus
Lineage: Eukaryota; Metazoa; Arthropoda; Arachnida; Ixodida; Ixodidae
Product: mite group 2 allergen Tyr p 2-like
Biological process (GO): sterol transport
Molecular function (GO): sterol binding
Source: RefSeq, a predicted model, not a curated record
ACAUAUAAAAUUCCGUUUUGCCGCACCGUUGUCACACUACCUACAGUACCUUCAGUCACAAUGGCCAGUCACUUUGCCCUCGCGCUUUGCCUCAUCGCCUUCGUGGCUCCAGCCGUCUACGGCAACCUCUCACAAGUCGAGGUUGAGGCCUGCUCAGAUGGAUCCACGAGCAACGUGGCUGCUGUUCGCUUCAGCCACUGCUCCACGCUGCCGUGCACCGUGACGUUGGCGGACAAGCCCCGAGUUGAGAUCGACUUCCAAGCUCCUCACGACUCGAAGACCCUCCGAGUCCGUGUGCUUGGUGCCAUUGGCGAUAUGGCGCCGCAGCCCUUCCCGGGUUUCAAGACCGAUGCCUGCAACUUCAUGGGUGUGAGCUGCCCCUUGAAGGCCGGCGAGAAGUACACGGCCAAGUUCGAUCUUACCCUUUCCCCCACCUUCCCACCGGUGGCCGCAAAGGCUGUUUUCAAGGGCCAGGAUGCAGCCGGUGAAUUCUUCUGCUUCAAGGUUCCCGUGGAACUCAAACACUGAGUGAACUGUGAACAAUAAAUACGCAUUACGUGGUCGCGUGGA